Messenger RNA from Austrofundulus limnaeus, 1184 nucleotides. Its product is annotated as aly/REF export factor 2. Gene Ontology annotation, molecular function: mRNA binding. NCBI's taxonomy places the organism in Eukaryota, Metazoa, Chordata, Actinopteri, Cyprinodontiformes, Rivulidae. The record is from RefSeq and is a predicted model, not a curated record. Gene Ontology annotation, biological process: mRNA export from nucleus. The transcript has 6 exons. Bases 171 to 890 code for a protein of 239 amino acids. Gene Ontology annotation, cellular component: nucleus.
GUUUUGUUUUUGCUGACAGCCAUGAAAACACCAAAGAAGAACUUAUGACGCAAUUUCCGCUAAUUUCAACAUCGCGCCAUCGUGAUUAGCAGYCGCUUCAUUACGCUGGAAGUUUGUUUUAUUUCAUUUUUCCGCCUUCACUCACGGUUCAUAAAGGUUUAAACGGCGUCAUGGCGGAUAAGAUGAGCAUGUCUCUGGACGACAUCAUCAGGAUGAAUAAGAAGGAAGGCCGCGGCGGCGGAGGGUUCAGGCGGGGUGGAGGUUCAGGCCGAGCCGGAGGAUCGUCGAGGCAACCGGAGCGAAACCGACAGAACUUCAGCCGAGACUGGAACAACAGACCUGCUCCGUACACCCGGCCCAGAGAGCUUCCAGACAAAUGGCAGCACGACAUGUUUGARGAGCACAACGGUGGUCGAAGCUUAGCGUCAGGAAGAAGCGCUGCCACAGAAAGUAGCGGCAAGCUCCUGGUUUCCAAUCUGGACUUUGGCGUGUCUGAUUCAGACAUUAAGGAGCUGUUCUCAGAGUUCGGUGACUUACAGACGGUGUCGGUUCAUUAUGACCGGUCGGGUCGCAGCAAAGGAAGUGCAGAUGUUCAUUUUGUAAAUAAGGCAGAUGCUCUGAAAGCCAUGAAGCACUAUAACGGUGUCCCGCUUGAUGGUCGUCCCAUGAAAAUCCAACCAGUAACACUAGAGGUCAGCACACACAGUUCCAACAGAGGCUUCGACCGCAGCAGACUGGGUGAGCCCAGGUUUGAGCGGAGACGGGGUGGAGGUUUCAGAGGUCGAGGARGAGGARGAGGAGGAGGAGGAAACAAACCGCAGCUUUCUGCAGAGGAGCUCGAUGCUCAGCUCGAUGCGUACAACGCUCAGUUUCAGAUGGACACCAGUUAGGAACGCUCCAACAUACCUGCCUCCUUUUUUAUUUUUUAUUAUUAUCUUUAGUUCACAAUCUUAACCUUUGAAGCCAUUUUUUUUUUGUAGCUAAGCUGUUUGGAGUAGUUUUAUUUUUGACAUUUUCUUUAUUUAUACAAAUGAAUUGCUUUAAAUUUGGAUUUUAUUAUUUUUUUAUAAUCAUUCUGUGAAAGGCUGUUUACUGUAACAAUAAAUGUUGAUGUAAGUCAAAUUUGUCACUCAUCACUUUAUUUGUUGACCUGGGUUUUGUAAAUAAAUGUAAAGUAAAGCCAA